UUGGCCCAAAUAUCAUAGUCAGGCUCUGGGCCCAUAUCUCUACCUUUAAAACCCAUUCUAGGCGCGCCUCUAAAACCCUAGGUUAGAGCGCUUCUUUUCGCAGCAGCGCAGCCAAGCACACAAGGAUUCUCCCCUCGCGGAUCUCAUAACCUAGAGAUAAAACUAUGUCGGUUGGAGAGGUAGCUUGCACUUAUGCUGCUUUGAUUCUCUACGAUGAUGGUAUACCCAUCACUGCUGAGAAGAUCGCUCAGUUGGUCAAAGCAGCCAAUGUAAAAGUUGAAUCUUACUGGCCAAGCUUGUUUGCCAAGCUAUUGGCAACGCGCAACGUUGCGGACCUCAUUGUGAAUGUUGGUUCCGGCGGUGGUGGUGCUCCAGUGGCAGCUGCAGUUCCUGCUGCUGGUGGUGGUGCAGCUGCAGCUGCUGCUCCUCCACCUGAAGAAAAGAAGAAGGAAGAGCCUGAGGAAGAGAGUGAUGAGGACAUGGGAUUCAGCUUAUUUGAUUAGGAGUUCCUUCAGUAUGCCCAUGUCCUAUGUUGGUCUUAGUAGUUCAAAAGUAGUUCCCUUUUGGAUAUUUUGGCUGUUCUGUGUGUCAGUAUAAAUACUCUUUUUUCAUGAAUGCAGUAUUGGAGAGUAUGGUUUUUGAACAAUCAUAUGUUUUAUAGCGUCUAGAAAUGUAUAAGUAUUUCAGAUGAGUAUUGGUUCUCUUGUUAUUGAGUUUUGAAUCGAUGUUCUUAACUCUUAAAUUGUGCAAUGAAUUUAAAAUUUUCAAAA
Molecule: messenger RNA, 770 nt
Organism: Hevea brasiliensis (rubber tree)
Lineage: Eukaryota; Viridiplantae; Streptophyta; Magnoliopsida; Malpighiales; Euphorbiaceae
Product: 60S acidic ribosomal protein P1
Exons: 4
Coding region: 165-503 (112 amino acids)
Biological process (GO): cytoplasmic translation; translational elongation
Cellular component (GO): ribosome; cytosolic large ribosomal subunit
Molecular function (GO): structural constituent of ribosome; ribonucleoprotein complex binding; protein kinase activator activity
Source: RefSeq, a predicted model, not a curated record